GUCAAUAAUUAUGGGAUGCGGCACAUGGGGAUGCUCAUAUUUUUGUAUAUGCUCUUGUUAUGCUCCACUCAACUUGGAGCUGACAAAAAGACUAACAAAUAUGUGACAACUUUAAUAAAUGCUAAAUGGGAUGAGACACCUCUCGUUCUCGAAGCAGCUGAAUAUCUUAGCGAUGAAAAUCCAAAUUACUUUUGGAAAUUUAUCGAUGCAUAUUCCAGAAAAAUUAGUGAUCUUGUAAUAGCUACAGAAAAGGAAAGUUAUGACUUAAUUCUGGAACUGGCUAAAAAAUAUUUAUCUGAAUCAGAAAUAGCAGUUUUUAAGUUAGGAUUGUCCUUACGUAUUUAUUCCGCACGUGUUGAAAUGUUUUCUCAAAUGGCUGUGAAUAAAAAUGUUUCUUUGUAUGGAUGUAACAAUGUUGUUAACAUUGGUGGAACAUUUACUUGUUCUCUAAAAGAUAUAGAUAGGUUACUACUAGAGCAGAAUACAUGGGAAACUGCAGAUACCUAUGAUGUAGACCACCGAUACUUGGAUACUUCAGAAUCUGAUAAGAUAAUCAUACUAUAUGGUCAGAUUGGGACUCCUACAUUCAUUGAUUUCCAUGAAAAGCUAAAAAACAUAGCAGAAACAAAGAAGAUCAAUUAUAUUCUUCGUCAUUAUGUGAAGGAUAGAACAGAUAAGAAAUUGCGUUUAUCAGGGUAUGGUGUAGAGUUGCAAAUGAAGUCUACAGAAUACAAAGCGACAGACGAUUCUGAUAUCAAAGAUAACACAGGAAAGAGCUCAGAAGAGGAAAAUGAUGGCAUGGAAGAAACUGAAGGAAUCAACUUCAUGAUUUUAAAAACAUUAUAUCCAGAUCAACAAGCCAAACUGGAUAAAAUACAAAUGCAUUUAUUGGAAAGUAGUCACGAGAUCGGAGCUUUCAAGGUAUGGCGGUUUCAAGAAUUGAGUCAUCAGGCAGCUGAAAGGAUUAUGAAUUCUCCUUCUGCAGAAGCACUAAAUGUCUUGACCGAUAUAUCGCAAAAUUUUCCUAUGCAGGCCAAAUCUUUAAUUAGAACUAAGGUGAAUAGUGAUAUGAAGAAGGAAAUGAAACUGAAUCAGGAAAUAUUUAUGGCAAGUCUAAAUAUACAACCAACUGACACGGCGCUUUUCAUCAAUGGCUUAUUUUUUGAUUUGGAAGCUAUUGAUGUACUAACUCUUUUAGAGUCUUUGAGAAGCGAGUUACGAGUAAUGGAAGCUCUUCAUAAAAUUGGCUUUAGUAACAAAAAAAUGAGUAAAUUGUUAGCACUGGAUUUAUCUGGAGGAACAGAUAAUCAAAAUUUUGCAAUGGAUAUAAGGGAUUCCGCGAUCAAUUGGAUUAACGAUAUUGAAAAUGAUUCACGUUACAGUAAAUGGUCACGGUCAUUAACAGAGUUAUUACGACCAACUUUCCCUGGCAUGCUCAGAAAUAUCAGAAGAAAUUUGUAUAAUUUAGUAUUAAUUAUCGAUCCCUUAAGUGAAGAUUCCAUGUCGUUAAUAGCUCUAGCGCAAUCUCUUUAUGCACAUUCUGCUCCACUGAGAGUCGGAUUUGUCUUCGUGACGAAUUAUAAUACAUCUGUAACAGGUUUAACAGAUGCUAGUGUUGCAGUUAACAAUGCAUAUCACUAUUUUGCAGAAAAUAAAAAUCCUAAGGAGGCUUUACAUUUCUUAUCAGAGUUAGGAAAUUACAUUGGACAUGGUGCUGACAUAGACGAUAUAAAAAAAGUUAUCAGAUCCAAAGAUUCGUCCGCUAGUAUACCUUAUAUCCUCGGGGAAGAGUCUGAAUAUGACGUGGGACGGCAUUUAGCCAGCGAUUUCAUAAAACGAUGUGGUUUCAAGAAAUUCCCACAAGCUCUAUUGAAUGGUGUACCUUUGACGCCCAGUCAGAUUAACUACGAAUCAUACGAGGAAGCAGUACUAUCUACCAUUAUGUCGCAAACACCCACAUUGCAAAAAGCGGUAUAUCGCGGUGAAGUAACGGAAGGGGAUGAUGUCGUUGAUUUUCUCAUGAAUCAACCAUAUGUUAUGCCACGCUUGAACGAGCGUAUUUUAAAAGUGGACAAGAAUGCAUGGCUAAAUUUAAUUGGUACGAUUCCUGAAGAUGAGGAUUAUACAAAGUGGAGUUCUCAAGAUCUAUCGACUUAUUUAAUGAAGAAAAUGCAUUACUUCUUCGUACCACGACGCAGUAGCGUGCAUCACUUACAUUCCUUUUGGAUUGUAGCUGAUUUGAGAUCGUCGUCUGGUAGACAAUUACUACGAGAGGCGCUUGAAUAUGUAGAAUCAAAUACCGAUGCACGAAUUAGUAUUAUCGUUAAUGCGGAAAGUAAUGUAAAUUCAAAGUCUGAUAUUAACAAAAUUAUUCUUGCUGCGUUAAAUGCAUUAUCACCAGAAAGAGCUAUACUUUACACACGUAAAGUAAUCAGAGAAGAUAAUGCAGCUCUCAUUGCCGAUGGUAGUUUUGAGAUUGAAGACGAAUCUGUGGCGGCGUUGUUGGAAAAUCAAAAUCCAAUAUUAUUGUUACAUCAACAUUAUAUUAAAAAUGUCUUAAACUUGGAAACUGGAGCGAGAGCAGUUUUGUGCAACGGCCGUAUUAUUGGCCCCUUGGAUAGCGGCGAAGAAUUUACAAGCGAAGACUUCUCUUUAUUAGAAAGAUUUAGCCAAAGCACUUAUGGAGAUAAACUAUUUAUGAAAUUGAUCAAGGACCGAAUCUUUAAUGAAGAUGAAUAUGAAGAAGAAAAUAACAUUACGGAUGAUAUGAUUAUGAAGAUCACUUCACUUUUAGUACCACGUCCUCAAACUCGAAAUCGAUACGACGUUCCUUUCCAUGGGGAUGAUCACAGUGUCAUAAAAAUUCCAACUGCCGAUCCCGAUAAAGUGGCCUUCAACUUUAUCGCCAUUGUAGAUCCGGUUUCACGCGGUGCUCAAAAAUUAGGCCCAAUAUUGAAAACAGUACAGCAAGCCUUAAACUGUAAUAUAAAAGUAUUCUUGAAUUGCUUGGACAAGAAUAGCGAUAUGCCAUUAAAGAGCUUUUAUCGAUUUGUGCUUGAACCUGAGCUACAAUUCACAACCGAAGGAGAUAUCAGUGGCUCUAUCGCGAAGUUCACAAAACUUCCCACUUCUUCAUUAUUAACGCAAUACAUUCAUGCUCCUGAAAAUUGGCUAGUAGAAGUAGUCCGCAGUGUUUAUGAUCUUGAUAACAUUAAGCUGGAUAACGUCGCAAUCGGCGUACAUAGUGAAUUUGAAUUGGAAUAUUUGCUGCUCGAAGGCCAUUGUUUCGAAGCAGUAAUGGGAAAUCCACCGAGAGGCCUUCAAUUCACAUUAGGCACCGAGAAACAACCCGUGAUGGUUGACACUAUAGUAAUGGCGAAUUUGGGAUACUUCCAGCUCAAGGCAAAUCCUGGCGAAUGGGUACUACGACUUCGACAGGGAAGAUCCGCGGAAAUAUACGACUUCACCACGGUCGACGGACAGGAUGUUAUUCAAAACGGCAAUGAUGUGAAAGUUCUGAUAAGUUCUCUGAGAAGCCACGUGCUAAAAAUCAAGGUAUCCAAGAAGCCAGACAAGGCGGGAGUCGAUCUCUUAUCGGACGACGAGAAGGAUUCCGGAUUGUGGAACUCCAUUUCUAGGACAUUUACUGCAGACGAAAGUGAAGACCAAGAUGAGAAGUUAAAUAUCUUCUCUCUCGCUUCUGGCCACUUAUACGAAAGAUUCUUGAAGAUCAUGAUGCUAAGUGUUAUUAAACACACCAAGACGCCGGUGAAGUUCUGGUUCUUAAAGAAUUACCUAUCACCGACUGUAAAAGAUUUUUUGCCGCAUAUGGCUAAAGAAUAUGGUUUUGAAUACGAACUUGUGCAAUACAAAUGGCCUCGUUGGCUUCAUCAACAAACCGAGAAACAAAGAACUAUUUGGGGAUAUAAGAUCUUAUUCCUCGACGUGUUGUUCCCAUUGAACGUUAAAAAAAUAAUAUUUGUCGAUGCUGAUCAGGUGGUAAGAGCAGAUUUGAAGGAAUUAGCAAAUUUGGAUCUCGGCGGCGCGCCAUAUGCAUAUACGCCGUUUUGUGAUAGUAGAACUGAAAUGGAUGGAUUUCGGUUUUGGAAACAAGGAUAUUGGAGAAAUCACUUGCAGGGACGAGCUUAUCACAUCAGCGCAUUAUAUAUGGUGGAUCUCAAACGGUUCCGUCGCAUCGCAGCCGGAGAUAGGUUACGAGGACAGUAUCAAGCGUUGAGUCAAGAUCCAAACAGCUUGUCAAAUCUUGAUCAGGAUCUCCCAAAUAAUAUGAUACAUCAAGUGGCCAUCAAAACAUUACCACAGGAGUGGCUGUGGUGUGAAACGUGGUGUGAUGAUGCAUCCAAACGAUACGCUAAAACCAUAGAUUUAUGUAAUAAUCCAAUGACUAAAGAAGCCAAAUUACAAGCAGCCAUGCGUAUUUUGCCCGAAUGGGUGGGUUAUGACGAAGAAAUUAAAGCUCUACAGCAGAAAAUAGAAAAUGCAAACAGACAAACGGAAAAAGACUCGGCUUGGCCUCUGUCAAUUGUCCGCGCGCCCGCAUCGUUCACGUUCCUCCUCGCCAACGAUUGAGAUCCGCGAUCCGCCUCGUAACUUCAGGGCGAUAUGGAAAACAGCGGAAACAGCUUUGUGAAACAAGAGAUUGCUGAGCGAAACAACAAAGCCAAUGAAUUCAAGGAUAAAGCGAUUUAUGGCUACGGAACAAGCAUUCCGCCAAACAAUAAUGAAGACGAGGAGAAUGAAAUGUCGCCGCGGAAGGUGAUCUUUUGCGUUCAUGGAAAAUUAUCAGGCUGUUGCACGGUGGUGAAGAGUUCUAUUGAUGAAAAUGCAGUUAUGGACUGUCAGCAGAAUCAGAUAUCCCCGGAAGAUCAUUGUCACAGGGAGAGAAACGAGGAGAUUGACAAGAAGGCCCGAAAGAAGUUGUUGAUCGCCAGUGUGCUCUGCGUCAUUUUCAUGAUAGCAGAAAUCAUCGGCGGAGUAUUAUCGAAUAGUUUGGCGAUAGCGACCGAUGCUGCGCAUUUGUUGACUGAUUUUGCAUCAUUUAUGAUAUCUCUCUUUUCUAUCUGGGUGGCGGGCAGACCAGCCACCAGGAAAAUGCCUUUUGGUUGGUAUCGCGCAGAAGUUAUCGGCGCGUUAACUUCGGUUUUAUUAAUAUGGGUGGUCACUGGCAUUUUAUUCUACCUCGCGAUUGAAAGGAUUGUCCACAAAGAUUUCGAGUUGAAUGCGACAGUGAUGCUAAUCACAUCUGCAGUUGGUGUUGCGGUAAAUCUAGUAAUGGGCCUGUCGUUGCAUCAACAUGGCCAUAGUCACGGUGGACACGAUCACGGUGAGAAUAAUGACGUGGAAAAUGUGCUCGAUGAUGAUCUCAAAGGGGAACAUUCGAAAAAAAAUAUCAAUGUGCGCGCCGCCUUCAUUCAUGUUUUGGGCGAUUUUAUUCAAAGUGUGGGAGUAUUCAUUGCUGCAUUAAUUAUUUAUUUUAAGCCAACGUGGAGCAUAGUCGAUCCAAUAUGCACGUUUCUCUUCUCGAUAUUAGUUAUUCUCACUACUGUAGCGAUUAUUAAGGACGUAGUUAACGUCCUGAUGGAGGGAAUUCCCAAGGGUUUCGAGUAUUCCCAAGUGGAAAGCACGUUCAUGCAAAUAGAUGGAGUUGUUAAAGUCCAUAAUCUUAGAAUUUGGGCUCUCUCGCUCGACAAGACUGCCUUGUCGGCGCAUCUCGAUAUAGAACCUGGUGCGAGCCCCCAGAACAUCUUACGCACCGCCACGCGAAAUAUCCACGACAAAUACAAAUUCUUCGAGAUGACGCUACAGAUAGAGGAAUUUAACGAACGAAUGGAAAAUUGUAAACAGUGCAAAGCGCUAGCGCAAUAAGUCACCACCGUUAUAACUAUACGUGGUGUAGUCGUGAUAUAAGAGAUGCGCGGCGUGCAUCGAAGAUAAUUUUAAAAGUCUCGCAAUCGUUACGACAAUUUAUCGAAUAAGAACGAUGAAAUGAUUGUCUCACGCGCGAAGGCAGCAUACGUGCGUUAUAUUAAACUCUUAUUAUUUUUCUUUCUUUUUUUUUUGUCUUUUAGCUUCGUGAACAAAUACACGAACUCAGUCAACAACAUUCGUACAACGUGUUACGUUUAGAUGUGAAUAGUCCUUUUGUUAUUUGAUUUAUGUAAUUUGAUUUAUGUAUUAUAAGUAGUUAUAUAAGCUAAGCUGUAUCCCUUAAUUAUCAUAAUUGCAACAAUUAUAACAAAUAUUAUAAUUGUUCCUCGCAUUAUAAAUGACCGUGUUAAUUAUUUCCAAGAUGAAUAUUGUGAUUAAUAUUAGUUUAAAAAUGACAUUUAUAUCUCAGUAAAUGUCACCAGUAAGUCGUUCAUAAAGUAUCAUUGUAUAUACAGAAACAUAGAAAAAAUAUAGAUGAAAUAAGAGAUUUAUUCUGUUAAAUAAACUCAAACUCUCUGAUUGCAUAAUUUGUAGUAUAGACAGAUGAGUGUCUACAUAUCAAAUUUCUAUAAUCUUUGCAGGAUAUUUUGUAUAAUACAAAAUAUAUAUUAUUUUAUUUGAUACCAAAAUAAUCAAUGUAAACACGUACACAUUUCGAAAUUCUGUAAUUUAUUUUCAAAACUAAUCGAUCACUAUAAAAAGAAUUUUCAUACUCCGAUAUCAUACGUGUUAUGUUAGUUCACUUGAAACCAUUCAACUAGUUUUGCUUUUUUUCUAUUAUUUUCUUGCUUAUAUUGCUUUUAUCUUAUUGUUAGCAAUCAAGAGAUUAUUCUGUUAAAAAUCAUUAUAGAGACACAAAUACGUGUAAAAAUUGCUAUUUCUUAUUUGUUUAUCACGUGUACGUACACAUUAGACAAAAAUAAAAUUAUGAAUAAAUUU
Messenger RNA from Formica exsecta, 6888 nucleotides. RefSeq names its product UDP-glucose:glycoprotein glucosyltransferase-like (gene Uggt). Gene Ontology annotation, molecular function: monoatomic cation transmembrane transporter activity; UDP-glucose:glycoprotein glucosyltransferase activity. Lineage: Eukaryota; Metazoa; Arthropoda; Insecta; Hymenoptera; Formicidae. Gene Ontology annotation, cellular component: endoplasmic reticulum; membrane. Gene Ontology annotation, biological process: monoatomic cation transport; transmembrane transport. The record is from RefSeq and is a predicted model, not a curated record.